This is a messenger RNA of Moneuplotes crassus, 485 nucleotides long. NCBI's taxonomy places the organism in Eukaryota, Ciliophora, Spirotrichea, Euplotida, Euplotidae. The record is from the annotation of a GenBank genome assembly.
UUGCUUUUCUUAUAAUAAAUAAAACAUUAUGGAAGGAGAAGGAGAUCACGCCGAAGCUACAAGCAGAGCAUUCCCAUUAGCUGAAGAAGACAUGGUCAUCAAAGUUCAAGACCUCAUCAGGGAUAGUUCAAAGAAGGGAUUCCUCAAGAAAGGAGCUAACGAAGCAACAAAAGCACUCAAUAGAGGAAGCGCACAGAUUAUCGUCAUGGCAGCUGAUACUGAGCCACUUGAAAUCGUUCUGCACUUGCCAUUGCUAUGUGAAGAUAAAAAUGUUCCAUAUAUUUUUGUCUCAUCCCAGCAUGCUCUAGGAACUGCUUGCGGAGUAUCUAGGAAUAUUAUUGCUUGAGCUAUUGUUACCGAUGGACAAGAGUCUGAAUUACAAAGCCGUGUGAAUGAACUGAAAGAUGAAAUUGAACAACUCUUCUUGUAACCUUCAAUUAUUGCUCACAAAAUGUUUAAAAGUUGUGUUCCAUUGAUAAUUUUCA